AUGUCUCCCAACUGUACGGCGGUCGACGCGACAUUUGGCCCCUUGGCGGACCCUGCGUGCCGCAGCCAAGAUUUCACCCUGUAUUUCGAGCAGGCCAUCUUUGCGCUGGUGCCCGCCGCAAUCUUCUCCGUUGUGUUCCCGGCCCGUAUUUCAGUCCUCGCGAGAGCAAAAACGGCCGCUCGGCCAAGUUGGCUGCGUUCUGGCAAACUGGCAAUUGCUGGCACCAUUGCGUGUUUAGAGCUGUCUCUAAUCGUCUCAUGGAGUCUAGAUAACAAUGUCAAGACCCCCGUCUCAAUUGCGGCCGCAACUGUCAAUCUUUUGGUCACCCUGCAGUUGAUCACCCUGUCGUGGAUCGAGGAUGCCCGCUCCGUGCGGCCCUCAACUUUGCUCAGUCUGUACCUCGUCAUCACAGCCCUGCUCGACCUGCCCCAAGUGCGCACACUGUGGCUGCGUGGGAGCCUCGACGCUGCCGCCGGUCUAACCACUGCAGCAGUGGCUUUCAAAACCUUGUUCCUCGUCGUAGAGAACAUAGGCAAACGGGCGCAGCUUCUUCCCGCGCACCAGACUUUGCCUCCCGAAGCCACAAGUGGCAUUGUCAACCGGAGUUUUUUAUGGUGGAUCAACGAUACUUUUCGCCGCGGCUUUCGCAAAGCCCUCGCCGUUGAAGACUUGGAUCGCCUGGACGAAGCGCUGCUCUCAGAAGGGCUAUAUGAAGCCAUUGAUCGCACCUGGGCAUCUCGGAGACAGCCUGAGCGUAGACUGGAGUUCCCCAUCGCGGUAGCUCGCGCAGUCAUCUUUGACUUUCUUGCGAUCGUGCCUCCUCGCCUCUGUCUUAUCGGCUUCAUUUUCGCCCAACCAUAUCUCUUCCACACGAUCCUAUCCCUGUUGACAAACGAUGCCGUCACGUUAACCUCGACCGACUGCUAUGGGCUGGUGGGAGCAACUGCAAUAGUCUACAUAGGCCUGGCUGUUCUGCGUUUGAACUACAACCAAAAAGUCAACCGCUUCAAAGUAAUGUUCCGCGGCGCUUCAGUCGGCCUCAUCUACGACAAAGCUUUACAGACUCGCGACGGCGUCUACGAUGAAUCUGCCGCCGUCACGCUGAUGAGUACUGAUGUGGAUCAGAUUACCGAGUGUUUGACGGAGUUGAACGAGUGCUGGGCGCGUGCCAUCGAAGUGGCACUAGGAGUAUCGAUGCUGGCGAAGCAGCUCGGUUGGGUUUGCGUCAUGCCGCUUGCCCUCGUCAUCGUUGCCUUUCUUGGCGCCAAGCAAAUCGCAUCUGGAAUUGGUAACAGCCAAAAAGUUUGGGUUGACGCAGUGCAGAAGCGUAUUGCAAUCACGAGCUCCAUGCUCCUCAACAUCCGCUCUAUUCGAAUGACGGGCCUCAGCAAAAUUACCAUGGAUCGCAUUCAGCAAGAGCGAGUCCAUGAAACGGACAAAAUGUCAAAGUUUCGUUGGUAUAUUGUCUGGCAGAAUACGGUGCAAAAUGUCCCUUGGGCACUUGCGCCGGCUGUUACGUUUGCCGUGGUCGCGCUUAGCAAGCCCGAGUCUCUCGACACUGCGAAAAUAUUUACGAGCUUGUCCAUAAUUACACUCUUAACGGAUCCUGCCGCGAAACUUCUGAGCGCCGUCCCUGCAACAGCAUCCAGUCUUGGCUGCAUAGACAGAAUUCAAGCAUUCCUUCUUUCCAAGCCAAGGAAAGAUUACAGGCGGCUCCUCAGGGCCCAGAACGUGCCUUCUACCAGCUUUGGCUCACAAGACGCGUCACGAGGUGAUACUUCUGGUGUAGAACUACAGCCGCUGCCGGCUGCAGAACUUGGGGGGAGCAGAUCAGAAACCCUGGCUGUGCACUUUAAAGACGUUUUUGCACGACCAGCCGGAUCAGACAAAACGAUUUUGCAUGACGUGAGCUUCUCGAUAAUACCUGGAUCGGUAACUGCUGUAAUCGGUAGUGUUGCGUCAGGUAAAUCUACGCUGCUAAAGUCUAUCAUUGGUGAAGCAGAGCUGGAGCGAGGAGCAGUUUCGGUGCAGGACCAAUCAGUUGCUUAUUGCUCGCAGUCGCCGUGGCUACCCGACACGACUGUCAAAAAAGCAAUAUAUGGGCAUUUGAGAAACGGCGGGGUGAUUGACAAAGAGCUGUACGAAGAAGUCAUUGAAGUAUGUGCUCUCAAGCAUGAUCUCUCACUCCUCCCGGAGGGCGACAAUGCGCAGAUUGGAAGCAGUGGCGGGAUUCUCAGUGGCGGGCAGAAGCAGAGGGUAUCGCUGGCCCGAGCAUUAUUUUCCUGUCCCAAUCUGCUCGUGCUGGAUGAUUUUGUCAGUGCCAUUGAUGGAAAGACUCGAAAGCACAUUGUGCAGAAGCUCUUUGGCCCGACCGGCUUUCUCAAGCAGCACGGCUGCACCGUCAUUUUCGCGACGCACGCCACAUCGCUUCUCCAGCAUAGCGACAAGGUCCUAAAACUUUCAGCUGGUCGAUUGGAGCGGGAUGGAACUUAUGAGCAGCUCAUUCGCACUGGUGCUAUCCAAGAGGUGUCUGAGACGGCGGCCGAGGACGGCAAUAAUGCUGAAAAGCCCAAGGAAUCUGAGAUUUCUGCCAUGUCGGAGAACGUGGCCGAGGCAAACGAGAAAGCCGAUUUGCGACGCCGUGUUGGCGACUUGGAGGUCUACAGAUACUACUUCAAGUCCAUUGGCUGGUUCAAGUUUUCCACGUUUGUUGGCUUCGCCGCUGUCCACGUUUUUGCAGUGACAUUUACUUAUCUCUGGCUGAAUUGGUGGAUCAAUGGAAAAGGCGCCCGGACAACGCUUUUUGCCGUCAUCUAUCUGCUACUUGGUGUACUCAAUGUUCUUGGUAUCGCGGGUUAUGCUUGGUCAAUGUUGAUCCAAAUUACACCGUCGGUGGCGCGGCAUUUUCACCAUGUUUUAUUAAAAACAGUUAUGCAUGCACCUCAGCCAUUCUUCACGGCCACGCCAGCAGGCGACACGCUGAAUCGUUUCAGCCAGGACAUGUCCCUUGUAGAAACGCCGCUAGCUACUGGAACGUUGGUAACAGUCACGAACCUUCUAGGUGCUGCGGCAGAGGCAGCUCUGAUCGCAACGGGGUCACCCUACAUGGCGGUCACCGUUCCGUUCCUCAUCGCUGCUGUGUACGUGUUGCAAAAGGUGUACCUUCGGACGUCGCAACAGCUUCGACUUAUGGAGCUCGAGACUCGCGGGCCCUUGUACGCUAACUUCCUCGAGACACUUGAUGGCGUGUCCACGAUUCGCGCAUUUGGCUGGGGGUUGGAUUGCCAAAAGCAAUGCCAAGCACUUCUUGACAGAUCGCAGCGCCCAAAUUAUUUGUUGAUGUGCAUACAGACGUGGCUGAACAUGGUGCUUGAUCUCAUCGUGGCUGCCGAGGCGACAAUUGUGGUGCUGCUGGCUCUACUAUUGAGGUCCUCCACCAACCCCGCUCUCCUCGGUGUAUCCCUGAAUAAUAUUCUCUCUUUCAAUGCAAGCCUGGCGUCCGUCAUUGGCGGGUGGACGCUGUUUGAGACGUCGCUUGGUGCCAUUGCGCGGCUUCGGUCGUUUGAACAGAAUGUCAAGCCAGAGGACAGACCGGGUGAAGUGUGCAAGCCUCCAGCGUCGUGGCCGGCUGAGGGGAAAAUCGAGAUGCGUGGCGUGGCUGCAUCGCACAGGCCUGGCUCGGUUGGUGUCGAGGACACCAGCCUCGACAUUGAAGCAGGCCUGAAAAUUGGCAUCUGCGGCCGAACCGGAAGUGGCAAGAGCUCUCUUGUGGCUACGUUUGCGCGGCUGCUCGAGAUUGACCAUGGUGUCAUCAAGAUCGAUGGGUACGACCUGGCCACGAUACCGCGAAAUAUCAUAAGGGAGCGCCUGGUUGCGGUGCCGCAAGAUGCACCUGUCUUGAUUGGUACGCUGCGUUUCAACAUGGACCCUGCAGGCCAGCACCCCGACGCCGACAUGCAGGCGGUGCUGCGCCGGGUUGGCCUGUGGAGCUGUUUCGAGAACGAGGGCGGUCUCGACACCGAGGUGACGACGGCGUCGCUGUCCCAUGGACAACGGCAACUGCUGUCGAUUGCGCGGGCGGUACUCAAAGGCGGCAAGGUGGUGCUGCUGGAUGAGCCGACGAGCAGCGUCGACGUGGCGACAGACGGCGCGGUGCAGCGGGUGCUACGCGAGGCAUUCCGCGACUGCACGGUGAUUACAGUGGCCCAUCGCAUCAACACCAUCUAUCCCGGGUCCGACGUGGUGGUGGUCAUGGAGGGCGGGCAGGUGGCGGAGGUGGGCGUGCCGGAGGAGCUGGUGCGGCGGGACGAUGGGCAUUUUGCGCAAUUGGUGCGUGAUGCGAGCCAUUAA
This is a messenger RNA of Akanthomyces muscarius, 4350 nucleotides long. RefSeq lists its product as uncharacterized. Lineage: Eukaryota; Fungi; Ascomycota; Sordariomycetes; Hypocreales; Cordycipitaceae. Gene Ontology annotation, cellular component: membrane. Gene Ontology annotation, biological process: transmembrane transport. The record is from RefSeq and is a predicted model, not a curated record. Gene Ontology annotation, molecular function: ABC-type transporter activity; ATP hydrolysis activity; ATP binding. The transcript is spliced from 10 exons. The coding region runs from base 1 to 4350 and encodes 1449 amino acids.